AUGGCGGACAACGAAGAGAACAAUGUACCACAUCCAGAUCCGAGAGGUAGAGAGGUAGAGGACCCACCAAUUGGAAACGAUGGGAUUGAUGCCAAUCAUUUUGAGCUCAAGCCAGGAUUGCUAAAUAUGGCUGAGGCUAAUGCUUUUGCGGGGAAGGCCAAUGAAGAUCCCAACAAGCAUCUUACUAAGUUUAUUCAGAUCAGUAACACGGUGAAUCUUAAUGGGGUGAGAGAUGAACAAAUCAGACUAAGGCUAUUCCCAUUUUCCUUGAGAGAUGAUGCUAGAGACUGGUACGACAGCAUGGGGUCAGGAUCUGUUAAAACGUGGGAUGCCAUGGUAGACUUAUUUUUGGAGAAGUAUUUCCCACCCAGUGAAGUUCUAAAGAGGCAAGCAGAGAUAAUUCAGUUCCAGAUGAAGCCUCAUGAGACAAUCCGAGAAGCAUGGGCUAGAUUCAAGACACUGCUGAAAAGAUGCCCCAAACAUGGUCUAAGUCCGGGACACCAAGUCAUAACUUUUUAUAGGGGGUGUACUCCAGAUGCAAUGCGUGAACUGAAUUGGAGCGCAGGAGGAGCACUCCUUCAAUUAGGAGAGAAUGAUGCCAUGCAAGUGAUUGAGAGAGUAGCUUCCACUGAUGAAGGAUGGAAUAAUGAAAGAAACAAGUCAUACAGGGUGUCCUCUGCUACAGAAGAUGAUAGAAUAGAUAGAAUGCCAAAGCAGCUUGAUCUCUUGACCACACAAUUGGGAAUUAUGGAGAUGAGACAGUCAGGGCCAGAGAUCCAAGGAGGAGUUGAAGGUGUCAACUAUGUGCACCAAGGAGGGAAUAACAUGAACUUCAACAACUAUCGCCCCAACCAAGGGGGUGGUAACUAUAACCACUAUGGUAACAAGGUGCAUCCCAAUCUCUCCUAUGGGAAUCCAAACAAUGCUCUGCAACCACCGCCAGGAUUCACAGUGUCUAAUGGGUUGGUAGAACAGCAGAAAAAGCCUACUACUGAAGAUAUCUUGGCAGCAUUCAUGAAUCAGACUACCAAGUACAUGGAGAAAACUGACAAGUACAUGGAGAGCACUAGUCAAAGGUUGGGGAAGGUUGAAAACGACGUGCAAAGCUUGAAUGUGCAUAUGAAGAGCAUUGAUACUCAGAUUAGUCAAAUUUCUCAAGCUGUAGGUGUCCAACAUCAGCCAGGGCAAUUUCCAGCACAGACCAUAAACAAUCCCAAAGACUGCAAGGCCAUACACUUGAGAGGUGGUAAAAGCUAUGAAGGACCUUCCAUGCCUGUAGAGGAAAAGAAGAGUACUCCAGAGGAAGAUGUUAGAGCAGAAGAGAAUUCCAAGGGAAAGAAUAAGGUGGACAUUCAGACCAAGAAAGACGCAAUGCCAGAAAAGCUGCCCCCUCCCUCCAUUCCUACGACAGUUAGAGUGCCCUUCCCAUUUGCGGUGAAGAAGAAGAAGUUGGAUGAGCAAUUCUCCAAAUUUCUCGAUAUUUUUAGGAAGGUGCACAUUAAUAUACCAUUGGUGGAAGCUCUGCAAGAGAUGCCUACGUAUGCAAAGUUCCUAAAAGAUGUGCUCUCCAAGAAGAAGAAGUGGAUUGAUUAUGAGACGGUGAACAUAUCUGAAAAUUAUAGUGCGAUAAUUCAAAAGAAGCUACCUGCCAAGCUUAAAGAUCCUGGGAGUUUCAAUAUCUCAUGCGUCAUUGGAAAUGACAGACAGACAAAGAAAGAUAAGAUCGGCACUCUCAAGCCGACUACAAUCACACUGCAGAUGGCAGAUAGAUCAAUCACCUAUCCUAAAGGAAUUGUUGAGGAUGUUCUGGUGAAGGUACAUGAAUUCAUAUUUCCCGUCGAUUUUGUAGUGUUAGAUAUGGAGGAAGACAUGAAUGUGCCGCUUAUCCUAGGGCGCCCAUUCCUAGCAACGGGAAAAGCAUUGAUAGAUAUAGCAAAGGGAGAGCUCACUCUUCAUAUGGGCAACAAACGACACAUUUUGUCUAUCUAUAAUGCUAUGAAGACUCGUGAAGAUGAGGAACAUAUUAUGAAGAUGGAGUGCAAAGCGGUGCAUGUUGUAGAGGUCCAAAAGACACAAGCAAUUGAGUCCACAUUGGGGGAUUUUUCGUUGCUCACUCUUCAUAUUAGUUUUGGGUUUCAUUGA
Molecule: messenger RNA, 2142 nt
Organism: Salvia hispanica
Lineage: Eukaryota; Viridiplantae; Streptophyta; Magnoliopsida; Lamiales; Lamiaceae
Source: RefSeq, a predicted model, not a curated record